Messenger RNA from Lampris incognitus (smalleye Pacific opah), 1444 nucleotides. Its product is annotated as angiopoietin-related protein 3-like. The coding region runs from base 1 to 1434 and encodes 477 amino acids. Gene Ontology annotation, biological process: cholesterol homeostasis; triglyceride homeostasis; phospholipid homeostasis. The transcript has 7 exons. Lineage: Eukaryota; Metazoa; Chordata; Actinopteri; Lampriformes; Lampridae. The record is from RefSeq and is a predicted model, not a curated record.
AUGAAGCCAACGCUAAUUCCCCUGUUGUUAGUUCUCGCAGUUGCUUGGCCCCCUGCUCUCUGCACCCAAUCAGACAGCCCUCCUCUCCAGCCCGAACCUGUAGUCGAAACCCGGUCCCGGUUUGCUGCCCUUGAUGACGUGCGGCUCCUAGCGAACGGUCUCCUCCAGCUCGGCCAGAGCCUCCGGGAGUUUGUUCACAAGACUAAGGAAGAGAUCAGCGACAUCUUCCAGAAGCUCAACAUCUUUGAUCGCACCUUCUACCAGCUAACCGUGCUGGCCAGCAAGAUUAAGGAGGAGGAAGAGGAGCUCAAAAAGACCACGGUGGUGCUUAAGGCCAACAAUGACGAGAUUAAGAGCCUGUCUCUGCAGAUCAGCUCCAAAGUGGACAGCAUCCUAGAGGAGAGGAGCCAGCUACAGAGCAAAGUGGGAGGCCUGGAGGAAAAGCUGAGCAGCCUGUCCCAGGGAAUGGUGACCACUGAACAAGUGACCGAGAUCAAUGCCCUCAAGGAGGUGAUUCACAGCCAGGAGCACAGCAUCACAGAGCUGCUGAAGGCUGUGAAAGAACAGAGUGACCAGCUCAACUACCAGAGGCUAAAGAUCAGGAGGCUGGAGGAUAAGCUCACUGCCAACACAGUUGCCCAAGAAACCACUGAUAAGAUAUCUGACGUCUCUGACUCUGAAACCGCACUCCUGACGCCGUCGUAUCGGACAACAAAAUCAGCCGACACUAAAGAAACUUAUGACUGCAGUCAACUGUUUGACAGAGGGGAACGUGUCAGUGGUGUCUAUGCCAUCAGACCCAAUCAAUCAGAAGCCUUCAUGGUCUUCUGUGACAUGAGCAAAGAUGGGGGAGCAACAGUCAUCCAGAGAAGAAUGGACGGGUCAGUGAGCUUUGAUCAGACCUGGGAAAAAUAUGAGAAUGGUUUUGGAGAUUUUCAUGGUGAGUUUUGGCUAGGUCUUAAGAAGAUCUAUACCCUCGCCAAGCAGGGCAACUCUUUCCUUCAAAUCCAGCUGGAGGACUGGAAACAGGUGAAACAAUUCAUCGAAUACAACUUCUCUCUGGAGGGCCCCGAGAACAACUACACCAUUCAUCUCACCCACAUUUCUGGGGAUCUGCCCGAUGCCAUGGCCAACCAGACAGGCAUGAUGUUUUCCACCAAGGACAGGGACAAUGACAACCAUCAGGACUCAAACUGCGCCUACGACUACACAGGUGGCUGGUGGUUUAAUGCUUGUGGAGACACCAACCUGAAUGGGAGGUACAUCCACAUGAGGCCAAAGGGCCGGUUGGAGCGCAGGAAGGGGAUUCACUGGCGGCCGAGCCGAAGAACUCCCUACUCUCUCUGCUUCACUCAGAUCUCCAUCUACUCUUUAGCAGCUGCCAGCACCACCUCCUCUUCUCCAGCGUCUACUGAGACAGGCCCCUUCCUCUGAAGUAACACAG